AUUGCAGCGAAAACCCGGACGGAGAGAUGUGCGGUCGGGUCUCCGAACAUUUUGGUUCCCAAAUUGCUUCCUCCUUACGCCCCCGGGUCCCACUUCGAUUUGAUUCGUGAUAGUUUUCCAAAGAGCAUUUCACGGCAAUCUUCAGAGAGAGACUUGCGUUGCGAGAGAGAGAGAGAGAGAGAGAGAGAGAGAGAGGAUGUGGAAAUGGUUCAGUUGGAUAAACAAAGAACCUCCACCGCCGAUGGUGUUGGUUCCGCCGCUCUUCGAUUUCCCUCCCCUCGCUGCCCGCACCAGGUCUCAGGUCCACUCGAUCACAAGCCUGAGGAGAAAAUCAUAGGAAAUGCUCAAUUCCGCUGGCAAAGUGAUGUUGAUGAUCCUCACACAUUCAUGGACCUUUUUGUAUCAAAUGCUGAUCCGAUUUUACUAAUAAGGUCAUGUGCUUACUACCCUAAAUAUGGUAUUGGAGCAUUUGGUUUUUUCCCAGUACUACUAAAAAAUAGGGUGUCUUCCGAAGAUUAUGGUGUUAUGGGCUUGAGAUAUGGGUCACCAAAUCUCUCAGUUGGAGCCACACUAAUGCCAUUGUCUUCGGGAGAUGAGUUCCCAAAAAGUGCAUGGCUGGUGAGCAAGAUAGGAAGGUUAACAACUGGGGUGCAAUAUGAGCCACAAUCUGGGAGCAAAGAUGGAGCAAGGUAUACAAAUUUAGCAAAUUGGAGUUGUGCUAUAGGCUAUGGAGUAGGAUCAGGCAGUCCAUUGAGUCCAUCUUUCAAUUUUGGUCUUGAACUUGCUCGAAAUUCUCAGUUCAUUGCCUCUUUUUAUCAGCAUGUGGUGGUCCAAAGAAGGGUGAAGAAUCCGCUUGAAGAAAAUGAAGUGGUUGGAAUUACGAACUAUAUUGACUUCGGUUUUGAAUUACAAACAAGGAUUGAUGACAAAACAUCAAAUGUGACGUCAGAUUCCACCUUCCAAGUUGGUGCAUCUUGGCAAGCCAAUAAAAAUUUCUUGUUGAAGGGGAAGGUGGGACCACUCAGUUCAUCUGCUGCUUUAGCAUUCAAAUCAUGGUGGAAACCUUCUUUCACUUUCAGCAUCUCAGCUACUAGAGACCGUGGGGUCGGAAAGACGGCUUUUGGAUUUGGCAUCCAUGUUGAUAAUGUUAGGGAGGCGAGUUAUGAAAGAGCUGAUCCAAACUUUGUAAUGCUGACCCCCAACAAGGAGCAUUUAGCAGAAGGCAUCCAGUGGAAGAUUGGGAAGAGACCCAUGCUUCAAUCAGACGUAAAUUCUGGGAAUUUCGAUGGCCUCCCCAGGGAGUUGAGGCCCUUGGGAAAAAUUUUGUAGUUCUGUCAAUUAUAUUUCUUCUUCUUCUUAUGGGCAUGGUGGGAUUAAAAAGUAAAAUGUUAGAUCAUGUUUGGGCAAUCUGGACUUAUUCCCAAAUAAACAGAGUUAUCUAGGCAGGCCCGGCCCGCUUUGUGUUACAAAAUCUGGGUCUUCUUUUUAUUUUUGGAUAAUGAUACCAAUUUGUUAUAUAAUGAAUAAUAA
Molecule: messenger RNA, 1530 nt
Organism: Diospyros lotus (date-plum)
Lineage: Eukaryota; Viridiplantae; Streptophyta; Magnoliopsida; Ericales; Ebenaceae
Exons: 13
Coding region: 205-1329 (374 amino acids)
Source: RefSeq, a predicted model, not a curated record